This is a messenger RNA of Protobothrops mucrosquamatus (brown spotted pit viper), 4302 nucleotides long. Its product is annotated as DNA topoisomerase 2-beta. The transcript is spliced from 32 exons. The record is from RefSeq and is a predicted model, not a curated record. Gene Ontology annotation, molecular function: ATP binding; DNA topoisomerase type II (double strand cut, ATP-hydrolyzing) activity; DNA binding. Gene Ontology annotation, cellular component: nucleus. NCBI's taxonomy places the organism in Eukaryota, Metazoa, Chordata, Lepidosauria, Squamata, Viperidae. Gene Ontology annotation, biological process: DNA topological change; sister chromatid segregation; resolution of meiotic recombination intermediates. Bases 1 to 4302 code for a protein of 1433 amino acids.
AUGCCUCAGCAGGAGCCAGCCCAGGACGUAACACAACCCUUAAAUGAUGCCCUAGUAAGCGAUGAGUGUUUCCAGCAGCACAGAGAUGACCUAUCUACACUGUUUGAUAUUCAAAACAAUGCUUCAAAAAAAGAACCUGAACACAGACAAAAAAAUGACUCAAAAAAGAUGUCUGUUGAGAGAGUUUAUCAAAAAAAGACUCAACUUGAGCAUAUCCUUAUCCGUCCUGAUACAUACAUUGGUUCAGUAGAACCUUUAACUCAGUUGAUGUGGGUGUUUGAUGAAGACAUAGGAAUGAAUUGUAGAGAGGUUACUUUUGUUCCGGGCUUAUAUAAAAUAUUUGAUGAAAUUCUUGUAAAUGCAGCUGACAAUAAGCAAAGAGAUAAGAAUAUGACAUAUAUCAAAAUAUCAAUUGAUCCUGAGUCAAAUAUUGUAAGUAUUUGGAAUAAUGGAAAAGGUAUUCCUGUUGUGGAACAUAAAGUGGAAAAGAUGUAUGUUCCUGCCUUAAUUUUUGGACAGCUGUUAACAUCCAGUAAUUAUGAUGAUGAUGAUGAAAAAAAAGUUACAGGUGGUCGUAAUGGCUAUGGUGCAAAACUUUGUAAUAUAUUCAGUACAAAGUUUACAGUUGAGACUGCUUGCAAGGAAUACAAACAUAGUUUUAAACAGACCUGGAUGAAUAAUAUGAUGAAGACUUCAGACCCUAAGAUUAAACAUUUUGAAGGAGAUGACUAUACGUGUGUGACAUUCCAACCAGAUCUUUCUAAGUUUAAGAUGGAAAAGCUUGAUAAAGAUAUAGUAGCCCUUAUGACGAGAAGAGUUUAUGAUUUGGCAGGAGCAUGUAAAGGAGUCAAAGUUAUGCUUAAUGGAAAGAAACUACCUGUGAAUGGUUUUCGUAGUUACGUUGACCUUUAUGUAAAGGACAAGUUAGAUGAAACUGGACUUGCUCUAAAAGUUAUUCAUGAACUUGCUAAUGAACGCUGGGAUGUCUGUCUUACUUUAAGUGAGAAGGGAUUCCAGCAAAUUAGUUUUGUGAACAGUAUUGCUACCACAAAGGGAGGUAGGCAUGUCGAUUAUGUGGUAGAUCAAAUUGUUGGAAAAUUGAUAGAGGUGGUUAAAAAAAAGAACAAAGCUGGUGUUUCAGUAAAACCAUUCCAGGUAAAGAACCACAUAUGGGUUUUUAUUAAUUGUCUCAUUGAAAACCCUUCUUUUGAUUCUCAAACAAAAGAGAACAUGACACUCCAGCCUAAAAGUUUUGGGUCCAAAUGUCAAUUAUCAGAAAGGUUUUUUAAAGCAGCUUCUAACUGCGGCAUUGUAGAAAGUAUACUGAACUGGGUGAAAUUCAAGGCACAGAUACAGCUGAACAAAAAAUGUUCAUCAGUGAAACAUAGUAAAAUUAAAGGCAUUCCAAAACUUGAUGAUGCUAAUGAUGCUGGUGGCAAACAUUCCUUGGACUGUACGUUAAUUUUAACUGAGGGAGAUUCUGCCAAAUCUUUAGCUGUCUCUGGUUUGGGUGUUAUUGGAAGAGAUAGAUAUGGGGUAUUUCCACUCAGGGGAAAAAUUCUUAAUGUUCGUGAGGCAUCUCAUAAACAGAUUAUGGAAAAUGCAGAAAUUAAUAACAUUAUAAAAAUAGUUGGUCUACAAUAUAAGAAAAGUUAUGAAGAUCCAGAGUCUCUGAAAACAUUAAGAUAUGGCAAAAUUAUGAUUAUGACUGAUCAGGAUCAAGAUGGAUCACACAUUAAGGGUUUGCUAAUCAAUUUUAUUCAUCACAAUUGGCCUUCACUUCUGAAACAUGGUUUCCUUGAAGAAUUCAUUACUCCAAUUGUAAAGGCAAGUAAAAAUAAGCAGGAACUUUCCUUCUAUAGUAUUCCUGAAUUUGAUGAAUGGAAAAAACAUAUGGAGAAUCAUAAAGCAUGGAAAAUAAAAUACUAUAAAGGUUUAGGCACCAGCACUGCUAAAGAAGCAAAAGAAUAUUUUGCAGAUAUGGAAAGACAUCGGAUUUUAUUUGAAUAUGCUGGUCCUGAAGACGAUGCAGCCAUUACAUUGGCCUUCAGUAAGAAAAAAAUUGAAGAGAGAAAAGAAUGGCUGACAAAUUUCAUGGAAGAUAGAAGACAGCGUCGGUUGCAUGGAUUACCAGAGCAAUUUCUGUAUGGUACCGCGACAAAGCACCUCACUUAUAAUGACUUUAUCAACAAGGAAUUGAUUCUCUUUUCCAACUCUGAUAACGAGCGAUCCAUCCCAUCUCUUGAUGGCUUUAAACCAGGGCAGCGUAAAGUUUUGUACACUUGCUUUAAGAGAAAUGAUAAACGGGAGGUUAAAGUUGCUCAGUUAGCUGGCUCUGUGGCCGAGAUGUCUGCUUAUCACCAUGGAGAGCAAGCUUUAAUGAUGACUAUUGUCAACUUGGCUCAGAACUUUGUUGGAAGUAAUAAUGUCAGUUUGCUGCAGCCUGUUGGUCAGUUUGGUACAAGGCUUCAUGGUGGCAAGGAUGCUGCAAGUCCUCGUUACAUCUUCACCAUGUUGAGCCCUUUAGCAAGACUACUUUUUCCUGCAGUAGAUGAUAACCUUCUUAAGUUCCUAUAUGAUGAUAACCAGCGUGUGGAACCUGAAUGGUACAUUCCCAUAAUUCCUAUGGUCUUAAUAAAUGGUGCUGAGGGCAUCGGUACAGGAUGGGCAUGUAAGAUUCCAAACUAUGAUACCAGGGAGAUUGUGAACAAUGUCAGGCGAAUGUUGGAUGGAUUGGACCCUCUUCCCAUGCUACCAAACUACAAAAACUUUAAAGGAACAAUCCAAGAACUUGGUCAGAAUCAUUACAUAGUGAGUGGAGAAAUAUUUGUGAUUGAUAGGAACACAGUAGAAAUUACAGAACUUCCAGUACUAUUUGAUCAUAUGGGGUGUCUGAAGAAAUAUGAAACUGUGCAAGAUAUCCUAAAAGAAUUUUUUGACUUACGUUUAAAUUAUUACAGUUUGCGCAAGGAGUGGCUUGUAGGAAUGUUAGGGGCAGAAUCUACAAAGCUUAACAAUCAAGCUCGCUUUAUUUUAGAGAAAAUACAAGGAAAAAUUACCAUAGAGAACAAAUCAAAGAGAGAUUUGAUUCAGAUGUUAGUCCAGAGAGGUUAUGAAUCUGACCCUGUCAAAGCCUGGAAGGAAGCGCAAGAAAAAGCUGCUGAGGAGGAAGAAAUGCAGAAUCUGAAUGAUGAUAUUUCCUCCUCUUUGGGAUCUACUUCAGUUCCAGAUUUCAAUUACAUUUUAAAUAUGUCUUUAUGGUGUCUUACUAAAGAGAACGUUGGAGAAAUCAUUAAGCAGCGUGAUGCAAAAGGAAAGGAACUCAGUGAUCUCAAGCGAAAAUCUUCUUUUGACCUUUGGAAAGAAGAUUUAGCAGCUUUUAUAGAAGAACUUGAUAAAGUAGAAGGUCAGGAAAGAGAGGAUGUACUGGCAGGGAUGACUGGCAAACCCAUAAAAGGCAAAGUUGGUAAACCCAAGAUGAAAAAAUUUCACUUAGAAGAGACCAUGCCUUCACCAUUUGGUAGGAGGAUAGUUCCACAGAUUACAUCGGCUAUGAAAGCUGAUACCAGUAAGAAAUUGCUAAAAAAAAAGAAGGAGGACCUUCAUACUACAGCAAUAAAGCUGGAAUUUGAUGAAGAAUUUGGUGGUACACCAAUAGAAGGUGCUGGAGAAGACUUGCUUAAAACCUCUGGCCCAAUGACUAAGACACCUAAGCCCAAGAGAGAGAAGGAAGAGUCUGGUACUAGACUGAGAAGAACACCAUCUUCCACAAAGUCUGCUGCAAAAAAAGUAAAGAAACGAAACCCAUGGUCAGAUGAUGAAUCAAAGUCUGAAAGUGACUUGGAAGAAAAUGAGCCUGUGAUUAUUCCAAGAGAUUCUUUACUUAGAAGAGCUGCAGCUGAAAGGCCCAAAUACACAUUUGAUUUCUCAGAAGAAGAAGAUGCUGCUGCUGAAGAUACCAACAAUAAUAAUAGUCUUGAUGAAGUGAAAGUAAACAUCAAUGACAGAGAAGUUGACUAUGUGCCCUCAGAUAGUCUUGAAAAGGAUGACUAUGAUUUCUCUCCAAUCAAAUCAAAGCCUUCUCCAGAGAUGGUUUCCCAAGUUAAAACUAGUCAAGACUUUGGCAACCUGUUUACCUUUUCUUCUUAUUCUCAGAAAGCCAAUAUUGAUACAUCAAAAUUUGACAGUGCUGAGGAAGAUUCAACACCAAUCGACUCUUCUUUUAUUCCAAAAGAGACAGAAAAACUUUCAAGUAAAACAGUUGUCACUAAAAAAGGCAAGUGUUUGAAAUUUACUAGUUAA